This is a messenger RNA of Lytechinus pictus (painted urchin), 3766 nucleotides long. Its product is annotated as glycosylated lysosomal membrane protein B-like. The transcript is spliced from 7 exons. Gene Ontology annotation, cellular component: lysosome. The record is from RefSeq and is a predicted model, not a curated record. Lineage: Eukaryota; Metazoa; Echinodermata; Echinoidea; Temnopleuroida; Toxopneustidae. The coding region runs from base 109 to 1347 and encodes 412 amino acids.
AUCACAUGAUCAUUAGUCUAGCGGAAAUCAUAUCGGCUCAGCGCAGUCAGUGAAAAAUGAAAGGAGACGAGGCCGAGCGAGGGGCAAGUAUCAAGAAUUAUCUCCAAAAUGACUGCAACUGCAUUUAUGUUCAGAUGUUUGUUCCUUAUUUCUACUAUCACAGUUGGUGUAAAAUGUGAUGAUCAGAUUAGAAAUGUAACAAUCACCUACAACGAUGGCUGCGACAUCCCAGAAUGUAAGGGUGGCAAUGGCACCUUCUACAAUCUUAUACACUUCCAGGCGAAAGGUCCUACAGACACGAUACACCAUGUCUGGUGUUCUAUCGGAUCGCCAAGUCUGCUGGUUGCAAGAACAACGAAAACAGCAACGAUGAAAGUAGAUUGGAAGAAUGCUAUCGCCAGGAAAGGAGGAGCAAUCACUUUCACCCCCAAAGAAGAUGUGCUUUCAGUCUCGGCAUUUGUCAUGUCAAGGUUAUUGGAGUACGAUGAUGAAAAGGACACAGCAGACAUCACCAAGGUCAACGUGACCCGGACAGUAGACAUAUCUGAUCUGAUGUGGUCAAAUGUUACCAUUAAUAGCACUGAAAAGAGCGCCCUCUUUAAGACAGUGCCAGGCAUGGAGCCAGCAGCUGAUAAUGGAUCACUAACUUUGAAGGUUCAAAGCCUUGGCGCUGAAGGCAGAAGCAAGAAUCUACCUCAUCUACAACAUAUGCCAAACACCACUGAAUUUUCGCUGAUCCUUGAUAACCUACAAAUGAACUACAUGAAGCCUAGGUUUGCAUUGGAGAUGCUCAUCGUGAGGGAUCAGCAAACUUCCAAGAAAUCGGGCAUCACUCUCGAAGAUAAACCCAGCAUAGAUGACGAGUACACACCAGCUGUUUUUAAAACCUACCAAGUUUUAUUAAAUGGAACAAGUAAAUCUGACAGAGGUAGCUUUAUGCAGUGGAAACCUAUUGCUUACACCAGUGCUGACCGAAAUACAGAAGCUUCAAGCCCCAUCAAAACCUAUGCAGUAAAUUUCACCAAUCACUAUAUGAGCAGUUACAGCAUAGCACAUGCUUAUUUUGGUAACCUGUCUGACUACGAUUUAGGCAGCUUCAACAUAUCAUUCGGUAUUGGCAAAGAUGGUUUUUACAAUGCCACCAAAUAUUAUGCAUGGAACAGUGUGACAGGAUACGGGACCCCACCUAGCGACGGUCUAUCAAUCCUCAUCAUCUCCAUCAUCUCAGUGGGGCUUGGCAUCCCUGUCAUUCUCAUUAUAUUUGGAGGAGUCAUCGUCGCAUGCCAGAAGAGAAUAGCCCUCCGGAAAGCAAACUCCUUGACCAAGUAUACCUCGAUAAAUGGAUGAAAGUUUGUCCUAAAGUGUGUGUGCAUAUUAAAGGGGCUUUCUUUUUUGUUAUUAUUUAGAGCACAGUGAAUAUUUGGUAUGUUGAAUUGUACAGGCAAAUUUGCCAAGGUCAAUUUUUUGGGGAAUAUGGCAAUCUUUUCAACUAAGGAGAAUUACAACUUCAGUGAAAGAGAUUCGAGAUAAAUGAAAUUUUGAGAAGAAAUGGGCAAAGAAUGAUGAAUUUUGAAAAUGUGGAAAUCACUAUGCUGUUGAGACCCUCCUAUUGGCAAUGUGACCAAGAAUUGUGGUGUCACACAAGUACAACUCACUCCUUUGUACGCUUAAAAUAUUCCCCAAAACAUCUAUUUUUUUCUCAUUCUUUACUUAUGAUAGUAAACACUCUUUGUCCAUGAUAUAUUUUAUGAAACAUACUUUUUCGUCCUCCCAUGAAAAAAAAAUGUGAUCUAUGGAUAGACUUGAUAAAGGUGACAUAGUUAUACCACAAUUUCAGACCAGAGUUUGAAUGUAACUUGAAUUGAGAAUAUGGGCUGUUUAGUUUUGGUGACCCUAGAAGCAUGAUAAAAGUCAAUUGAACUUUCAUAUUUGGAUGUUAUAGAACAUGAUGGCAUGAACAAAAAUGUGAAAUUUGUUGCUUCCCAUAUGUAAAUCACAGAUCAUCACAGUCCCUAAUCAACAUGUGAAGUUGAAAAGAUGAAAUCAUUGAGAAUUCACAUGAUUGCCCUUUUGCCCUUUCAUAAUACACUCUUACCUUUUUAAAAAUAUGUUUACUUCUUUGCCAAAUGAUUAAUAUAAUAGUCAUUAUUAUGGAAUGUGAGUGUUUUUUGUUCUUAUUGUACUUGUACCGAAAUUUCACAAAAAAUAUUAUCGAAGAAUACAUGCACUAUAUUUUUAAUCCAUAUAGAAUGCAAUGGACCUAAAGGUAUGCUCUAAAUAAGCUUUUCUUCUUUUACAGGGAAAUGAGAAAGAUGAAUGUAUUUUUUGCAGAUCUAUGAGAAAUGUUUUCCUUUUGGUAAUGUCAUGCUUGUUGUACCAUUUCUUUGAUUUAAUUUGUGAAUUUAAUUCCCAAUUUUAUAGACUUGCUAGUCUUUCAGGUUAGAAAAGGGUUAAAAUAAUGCAAUUUAUGUAAUAUCUUGAUUAGAAAAAAAAUGUAAAUGCUAUGUGCUGCUAUUUUUCCAAGAUUAUAUGGUAUCUGCGGUAGUCACGUCAAGUACAUACAUGUAAAUGAAUUUGUUUAGUGAUUGUGCAUUUGUAGAGAGCUUUUUGGUAUUAUAUGUGUAUUAGUACUUUUAGGGUCUUUGUACAUGUACCUUAUGUUAUAUUUAUAAUAAAAAUGAAAUGCCUACAAAGACGUAUCUGCAUAGAGAGAAAGAAUCGCAGUACUGUAAUUUCUCUUUUGUUAAUUGAUUAUCAUUUACUAUUUUUAUUACCUAACAGAAAUCAGCAAUUUCUCUGAAACCCAAAUUGUAGAUAAAGGUGGAUUAAAUUUAGCUUUAAUUUGUGAAUAAGGAAUUUUAACUAAAAGCUCAAAAUACUGCAUAUUUUUUCAUGAGAAAUGUCUGUUUUUCAUUCAAGCUUUUUGAUAGUACAUCAACCACUUUUAAGAUCUUUGAAAGCAUAUAUGUACAUCUAGAAUUUAGGACUGUUUUAUAAAGGUUACCAUGGUAACAGGGACUAGCACUGAAUAAAAAUCAAUUUUUGUAUGGAAGCUAACCAAAUGGCAAUGUUAUGUGACAGUCCCUAUUAUUAAAAAGUUAAUAAUUUUCACAUAUUUUCACAUAUUUUCAUAACAUAUGUAAAUGUAGUUUAGAAAUAUUUAUAUGUAACAUUGUACUGUAGGUGGAACUUUACGGCAAUUUAUGCAGAUUUCUUAGUGAGGGUAUACUUUUUUUUUCACUAUUGUUUAAAAGGUAGUAUAAUGAAUGUGAAAGUUUGCAAAAGGUGCUAAAUUCAUGCCUUUCAUGAGACAUAGCAUUUUCUAGAAUUAUUAUUUCAUUCUUAUUAUUGCAAGUUUUAAAACUAGCAUGGGCAGCAAUCGAGGGGAUAGGGGGGUCCAAGAUGACAAGACGACCUCUCCAACUGGUUGCUAUAUGGAAUGAAACACCCCCCCCCCCCAGAUCAAAUUCAUGUUCAUGCUAUUCAUUGCGGUUUGGACCAUAAUAAUACAAAAUGAGUAAGAAUAGAGAUAAGACUUGGUGGAGACCAAAGUAGUGUGAAUGUGUUGGAAUUUGUCAGCAUUAAUUUAGGACUAUUUAUAUGAUUUUAUUUGAAAUUUAGCCUUAAUCUUAACUACUGUGUAAAUUCUAGCAUAAGAUGUUGGUGGACCUUAUUGUUAUAAAUUUGAAUGUCAACAAAUCAUGAAAUUCCAGGAAAUUAUGUGUAAAUCUUGCCAGUUUGUUUUGCCUAUGAUAGCCUGCAUCAU